Messenger RNA from Anisakis simplex (herring worm), 441 nucleotides. The record is from the annotation of a GenBank genome assembly. NCBI's taxonomy places the organism in Eukaryota, Metazoa, Nematoda, Chromadorea, Rhabditida, Anisakidae.
AUGGAGACAGUCACGCACUUGAUUGUCAUUCUAUCAAUUGUGCUACUACGUUCAUCUGCUGAAAACGUCACUUUAGCGAUCGAAACUGACCCGAAUUCACUUGAAACCCUCACGGAGACUGAGGAAGUCAACGAUGAAACCAUAAAAGAAACCAUUUCGGAAGACGAAAAUGAUUCUGAUGAAUCAUUUGAAGUGCCCCCACCAUUGUUCGAAUUCGAAAACACAAAAUUCGCCGAUGAAUAUUUGACGAAGAAGCAGCAACAUGAAAUGAAGCAACUGGUACGUGAAGCUCGAAGCAGCGGGGCUGAUCUAGAUGAGGUUCGUCGAGUUGUGCUGCGUUACAUCAACUCGGUACUGACCAAGCAACAAAAAAAGCAGAUUACGGCAAACAGCGAACAGCUGAAACGCGAGUUCAGUGAUGAUAGCCUUAUCAAUGCUUGA